AUGUGGCUUCUCCCUGGCCUGGCCUGGGCUCUCCUCAGCUCAGCCCUGGCCCUGGAGCUGAGUUUGCAGGAGAGUUUGCUGUUGAAGUCCUUGGGUCUGAGCGCCAAGCCCAGCCCCAAAACUCCCAUCCCUGUGCCUCCUGUGCUCUGGAGGAUCUUCCAGAGGAGAAAGACUCAGCCCUCGAUGAACAAAGAGCCUGUGGAUGCCUGUAGGGUGGAGGAGUUCGAUGUCCCUGGGGACAUCAUCCGUGUCUUCACCGACCAAGGCCACUUCAUUCCCAAGGGGCAGCCCCAGGGGCAGCUGUGCCUGAGGAAACGUCUCUACUUCAACCUCUCCAUGCUGGAGGAGGAUGAAAACGUGACCAUGGCUCAGCUGGAGAUCAAAUUCCACCACAACUCCUACCACACCUCCAGCCAGGGGCAGAUUUUUGAGCUGAGGCUCUCCCAGCCCUCCCAGGUGUCUCUGCAGGGGAUGCCUGAGCCCAGGCAGAAGCUGCUGGUGGAGCAAUCCUUUGCCCAGCUGCACAAGUCUCUCCUCUUCAACCUGAGCAUGGUGGCAAGGGACUGGAGAAUGCACAACAGGAAUCUAGGCCUGGUCCUGGAGGUGGCAGUGAGUGGUGGUGAUGAGGUGAAUGAGCUGCAGGGACUGUGCACCAGCAUCGACUCCUUCCUCGACACCUCCCUGCUGGUGGUGACCCUCAGCCAGCAGUGCCAGGUCUCCAGGAGGAGGAGGAGGAGUGCUCAGCACCCUCCCAUCACCCUGAGCAACCUCUGCAGGCCACGGAGGCUCUACAUCAGCUUCAGUGACGUGGGCUGGGAGAACUGGAUCAUCGCCCCGCAGGGUUACCUGGCCAACUACUGCCUGGGGGAGUGUCCCUUCCCGCUCACUGCCGAGCUCAACAGCACCAACCACGCCAUCCUGCAGACCAUGGUGCACUCCCUGGACCCCCAGGGCACCCCCCAGCCCUGCUGUGUCCCUGUCAGGCUCUCCCCCAUCUCCAUCCUCUACUAUGACAACAGUGACAACGUGGUGCUGCGGCACUACGCGGACAUGGUGGUGGACGAGUGUGGCUGCAGGUAGAGCAGU
This is a messenger RNA of Acanthisitta chloris (rifleman), 1086 nucleotides long. RefSeq names its product growth differentiation factor 1 (gene GDF1). The record is from RefSeq and is a predicted model, not a curated record. Lineage: Eukaryota; Metazoa; Chordata; Aves; Passeriformes; Acanthisittidae. The coding region runs from base 1 to 1080 and encodes 359 amino acids. Gene Ontology annotation, molecular function: growth factor activity; cytokine activity. Gene Ontology annotation, cellular component: extracellular region. Gene Ontology annotation, biological process: BMP signaling pathway; SMAD protein signal transduction. The transcript has 2 exons.